AGUGGAAACUAGCACUUUAGGAUUCAAUUCUACAGAAAUUAACAUUUUAAACCCCGAAAUAUGUAUUGCCUAUGAAAUGAAACCACUAACCCUAAAAGCAUCAUACCUACCUAAACCGAUAGCUAUUAUUUUAUAUCUGGCUGAUAUUUUUUGGGUGUUUAUUUGAUAAUGAAUAUCUAAAAGUCUGCCAGCAAUCAGGGGUUUUCAAAUGAAACGAAAUGCCUCUCACACUCAUGUCCGUCCUCCUCCAGAUGGUGACCAUGGAGGCCGGCUACCUUUUCCUGGGUUCCCGCCUCGGAAACUCUCUGCUCCUAAAGUACACCGAAAAACUUCAGGACACGCCACCUGAGGAGGGCAACGAGGAUCAGGACAAAGAGAAGGAUAAAGACAAACCGGAAGAACCACCGAACAAAAAGAAGCGAGUAGAAUCUUCCGCCAACUGGACAG
Notothenia coriiceps (black rockcod) is the source of this 447-nucleotide messenger RNA. Its product is annotated as cleavage and polyadenylation specificity factor subunit 1-like. The transcript is spliced from 2 exons. NCBI's taxonomy places the organism in Eukaryota, Metazoa, Chordata, Actinopteri, Perciformes, Nototheniidae. The record is from RefSeq and is a predicted model, not a curated record. The annotation marks the transcript as partial.